GGGGUCUGCCGGGCCCAGCGCCGUCAGCGAGGGCCGCAGCAGCCGCACUCCGGCACGCGCUCUCCGGCCGGCAACAUGUGCAGUGGUGCUGACGGGGGCCCCUGGCCACUCGCCAAAGACGCGCCCAACGUGGCUGCCGCCGCGCUCGAUCACUACCGCUUGCAGCUAUACAACUACGCUGUUGCCGAGCGGCUGCGCCUGUACCCGCCGGCGGUGGCGCCAUGCUACGCACCCUAUGGCCCGCGACUCGCGCUUUCCAUGUCGCUGCUGCAGCAACGCGCGCUGCAACCAGAAGAGCCAAAGCCACAACACAGUUACAUCGGACUCAUCGCUAUGGCCAUCCUCAGCUCGCCAGAGAGGAAGCUUGUGCUCUCCGAUAUUUACCAACACAUCUUGGACAACUAUCCGUACUUUCGAACACGAGGACCCGGCUGGCGAAAUUCGAUAAGGCACAAUUUGUCACUCAACGAUUGUUUCGUUAAGGCGGGAAGAUCAGCUAACGGUAAAGGACACUACUGGGCGAUUCACCCGGCCAAUAUUGACGACUUUCGAAAAGGUGACUUUAGAAGACGGAAGGCACAACGGAAAGUGAGGAAACACAUGGGCCUAGCCGUCGAUGAUGAUGGAGAGGAUUCGCCUUCUCCUCCGCCGCAGUCACCACCGCCGACGGCGCUGCCGCUUCCUUUUUGGGGCGCUGCGAGGCUGCCCGGCGGCGGCCAAGCGCGCAAGAGGCAGUUCGACGUCGCCUCACUCCUGGCGCCUGAUGAAGCGCCUGAGAAGCGACAGCGGCGGGACAGCAGCGGCGAGGAUGACCCUGAGGAAGAUAUUGAUGUGGUGGCGAGUGACCAGGAAGAGCGCGGCGUAGAAGAGGAGGUGCGCGGGCCACUGGUGCCGACGGCACAGUACCCACUUCUGGGCGGGUGGUGGCCGGCGCUGGAGCCCGCGCUGCUGCAGCAGCUGCGCCGACACGCCGCGCCGCCGCCCAGCCCCACCGACCAGCAGCGCCCGCCGGACACGUAGGCUGAGCGCCCGCAGUACCUGAAUGCGCCUUGUACAAAGUUGUGAAUAUCCAGUAUUAUAACCCCGUCGGAAGAUUGUUUUUUACGUUGCCUAGUGAAAUACUCAUCGAAUGCUGCACCUAUUUAGUUGUAAGACUUUACCGUUUUCCGCUGUUUUGUUUCACCUCUCCGCUGUAUAGGUAAUUCUUUUCUCUUGUUACUUAUGACAGCAGACGCGUAUUCUUCGCGCGCACUGUACUCUGUAUUCCUUCGUUCUAGUUCUAGUCUCUUCUCCGUUCUUUAUAUGAUACAAUAUGUUGUAAAUUAUUGUAAAUGUAAUGUUCGUAUAAACAUGUAUAAGUAGAACAGUGAUCGUUUAUAGUAAGUAAAUAAUAAAGUCUGAAAACGACCAAGCUUUUGUAGAUAAAAUCUUACGCUCUAUUUUGUACAUACGUCGAGCCGAGUUCAACUGACCGUUGUUGAUGCGUGUGCAUACUGUUCACUGUUGUUUAUUUACUAGAAACAUUAAUUAUAACUAUUCUCUAAAGUUCUCCGAAUAAAUAGAUAUUAUAAAUUACAA
Messenger RNA from Manduca sexta (tobacco hornworm), 1578 nucleotides. It is a transcript of the gene fd102C, whose product is annotated as forkhead box protein L1. Lineage: Eukaryota; Metazoa; Arthropoda; Insecta; Lepidoptera; Sphingidae. Bases 76 to 1020 code for a protein of 314 amino acids. The transcript has a single exon. The record is from RefSeq and is a predicted model, not a curated record. Gene Ontology annotation, molecular function: RNA polymerase II cis-regulatory region sequence-specific DNA binding; DNA-binding transcription factor activity, RNA polymerase II-specific. Gene Ontology annotation, biological process: regulation of transcription by RNA polymerase II; anatomical structure morphogenesis; cell differentiation.